CCCAACCCUUAAAACCCCAAGUAUCAUUGUGGUUAGCACAGUUACUGAGAACCACCGACCAGGACAAAGGAAGUGCAGAAGUUUCCUUUAUCUUCAUUAACGCCAACAGCCAUUAUAUCAGCACAUUAUGUACAGACCAGUCACAGCUUCCCGUCCAUCUUUGCCACUAUGGAUGAUUGCACUAAUUGUGUUCGGAGUGUUGGCAAUCCUGGGAAUAACCAUUGGUCUCCUGGUUCAUUUUCUGGCAGUAGAAAACACGACUUACUAUUAUCAAGGUAGCUUUGAAGUGCUGGAUAUCCCAUACAACAGAAAUUAUCAAAGAGAGACAUCACCAGAAAGUAACUAUCUUAGCAAAAUUCUUGAGACUAAGAUGGUUGAUGCAUUUCAAAGUUCUAGCAUUUACAGACAAUAUAUCAAUUCUCAAGUCAUCACACUGGUUCCUCAUAACAACAGCCUAACUGCACAUAUAUGGCUGAUAUUCAAGGCUCCCAGAUCAAUGAAGGAAAACACCAGAAGAAGAAUUGAAGGUGUCUUACAUCAGAUGCUGAGAAACCAUGCAGGCUCUCUGACUACAGAUCCUAAUUCUCUUAGGCUCAAGGAAAUCAGUAAGGUUGAUGCUGAAAAGAUUAUCAACAACCGCUGUGGGACACGAGCAAGGAUGUCAGCUACGUAUGAUAGAAUCAAAGGAGGUUCCAAUGCUCAGAAGGGAGAAUGGCCUUGGCAAGCAACACUCAAAAAGAAUGGCCGACACUACUGCGGGGCAUCUUUGAUCAGUGAAAGACACCUGGUGACUGCAGCUCACUGCUUUCAAAAGACAAACAAUCCAAAAAACUAUACUGUCAGCUUUGGCACCAGAGUAAAUCCCCCCUAUAUGCAACAUCAUAUUCAACAAAUUAUAGUUCAUGAAGACUACAUCCCGGGUGAACAUCAUGAUGAUAUUGCAAUUAUACAGCUCACCGAAAAAGUCUUAUUCAAGAAUGAUGUACAUCGAGUUUGUCUUCCUGAAGCCACACAGGUCUUUCCACCAGGUGAAGGAGUUGUUGUUACAGGAUGGGGAGCACUUUCAUAUAAUGGUAAAUACCCAGAGGUACUUCAGAAAGCAUCUGUGAAAAUUAUUGACACAAAUACCUGUAAUGCUCAGGAAGGAUAUUAUGGUAUGGUAUUGGACACAAUGCUAUGCGCUGGGUACUUGGAAGGAAAUAUUGAUGCCUGCCAGGGUGAUUCUGGAGGACCACUAGUUCAUCCUAAUUCUCGAAAUAUUUGGUACCUUGUUGGAAUAGUGAGCUGGGGAGAAGAAUGUGGUAAAAUCAAUAAGCCAGGUGUCUACAUGCGAGUGACUGCCUACCGCAACUGGAUCGCCUCCAAGACUGGUAUCUAAGAGAAAAGCAUCUUGUAGCAACUAUCUGAAGUCAUUUUCACCUAAGGUUACUCCCAACCUUAGCUAACAUGCAUUUUAAAUUAGUGUGUACAGUGGCUGUUUUGAAAGAACUGUGGUCCUGAGGGACUAUUUAUGAACUUUAAUUUUAAGCAACUUACAAAACAACAAAUCUAAUGUUUAGUCCAGAAAGGCCUAAGCAAAGAAAAUGCUCCUAUCAAAAAAAGGACUAUUCCUAUUUUACUAUUUCAUGAACCCACAUCAUGGCUAUCUCACCAUAGAAUAAAGCUCUUGGUUUUAGUCAUUCAGACUUUUUUUCAAUUAUGAAUGUAUAUCCUCCCAACUCAGUGGCAGCACUGUGAGAAAGUGGAACCAACCCUUUCUGAGGGCUGGGUUGGAACAUGCUCUAUCUGCCUUCAUGUCAUAGCUUUUGAGGAAAGGGUAUGGUUGUGAACUGACUCAGGUCAGAAUUUAGGCACUGACUUAGUCUCUCAUUUGAACGGGGGACUUGAUCAGCUUUUAAAAUCACUGGGAAAUAAUUUCACUGUCAGUAAAACUAGGCAAAAUACAUUUUAGACCUAUAGAGACCAUGACCCUAACCCUAACCCUAACCCUAAUUCUUCAGUGUUGAUGCAGGUUUUUGUGGAAAUUCCUCAUUUGCAACACAUAUAAAAAUAAGUAGCUAUGAACCAUGAAAUGUACAAUGUAUUUUAAUAAAAACAA
Molecule: messenger RNA, 2098 nt
Organism: Acinonyx jubatus (cheetah)
Lineage: Eukaryota; Metazoa; Chordata; Mammalia; Carnivora; Felidae
Product: transmembrane serine protease 11B
Exons: 10
Coding region: 128-1378 (416 amino acids)
Biological process (GO): proteolysis
Cellular component (GO): extracellular region; plasma membrane
Molecular function (GO): serine-type endopeptidase activity
Source: RefSeq, a predicted model, not a curated record